Vicugna pacos (alpaca) is the source of this 1946-nucleotide messenger RNA. RefSeq names its product transmembrane protein 165 (gene TMEM165). NCBI's taxonomy places the organism in Eukaryota, Metazoa, Chordata, Mammalia, Artiodactyla, Camelidae. Gene Ontology annotation, biological process: manganese ion transmembrane transport; calcium ion transmembrane transport; Golgi calcium ion transport. Gene Ontology annotation, molecular function: calcium ion transmembrane transporter activity; manganese ion transmembrane transporter activity. The record is from RefSeq and is a predicted model, not a curated record. Gene Ontology annotation, cellular component: Golgi apparatus.
GGCCACUUCCCGCAUGCUGCCGGCUCCUCCCUGAGCGGCGGCGGCGGCGGCGAGGCGUCAGGGACGCUCCUGGGGGCGGCUCGGGGUCGAGGCUUCCUGUCGCCCGCACUUCCUCCUGCGGCGCCGGUGCACGGCCGUCUCGGCCGGCGGGAUGGCGGCGGCCAGGGGGAGCGGCCGUGCAUCUAAACCCCGGCUGCUUCUGCUCCUGCUGGUUCCGCUGCUGUGGGCCCCGGCCGGGGUCCGGGCCGUUCCCGACGAAGACAGCCACCGGAACAAGGAACCGCCGGCGCCUGCCCAGCAGCUGCAGCCGCAGCCCGCGGGCGUGCAGGGCCCCGAGCCGGCCCGGGCCGAGAAAGGAUUUACACCAGCUGCUCCGGUUCUCACCAAUAAAGAAGAUCCAGCUACCCAAACGAAUUUGGGAUUUAUCCAUGCAUUUGUGGCUGCCAUAUCAGUUAUCAUUGUGUCUGAACUGGGCGAUAAGACAUUUUUUAUAGCAGCCAUCAUGGCGAUGCGCUAUAACCGGUUGACGGUGUUGGCCGGUGCCAUGCUUGCCUUGGGCCUGAUGACAUGCUUAUCAGUGUUGUUUGGCUAUGCCACUACAGUCAUCCCCAGGGUGUACACGUACUAUGUUUCAACGGCAUUAUUUGCCAUUUUUGGCAUUAGAAUGCUUCGGGAAGGCUUAAAGAUGAGUCCGGAUGAAGGUCAAGAGGAGUUAGAAGAAGUUCAAGCAGAAUUAAAGAAAAAAGAUGAAGAAUUCCAACGCACCAAACUCUUAAAUGGGCCAGGAGAUGUUGAAGCGGGUACAAACACAACGAUACCUCAGAAAAAGUGGCUGCAUUUUAUUUCACCCAUCUUUGUUCAAGCGCUUACAUUAACGUUCUUAGCAGAAUGGGGUGAUCGCUCUCAGCUGACUACAAUUGUUUUGGCAGCUAGAGAGGACCCCUACGGCGUAGCAGUGGGUGGAACAGUGGGACACUGCUUGUGCACCGGGCUGGCAGUAAUUGGAGGAAGAAUGAUAGCACAAAAAAUCUCUGUCAGAACUGUGACAAUCAUAGGAGGCAUUGUAUUUUUGGCGUUUGCAUUUUCUGCACUAUUUAUAAGUCCCGAAUCUGGUUUUUAACAAGCUAUUAUUGUUCAUUUGUAUUUAGUUUAAGAUAGGCAACUUGUUAUGUACAUGGUGUAUAUUAUAACUAAAAGUGAUGGAAAAUACUGUAUUUUGUAGCAUUGAUUUGUGAGUUUGACCCACUUAAUGAAAGUAUUAUGUAUGUCCAAAAAAAGAAAUAAUCAUUGAUUCUAUUUGCAACAUGGGUUUUUAAAAGAAACCUGAUAUCUAAGUGUGGAUUUUUCUUUUCUCCAGCAUAAUGAUGUUUUAAUAUGGUCUCUAUUUUUUAAAGUUUUUUUGGGCAGGGGGGAGCAGGGGACAUACGGAACCAUUGUGCAGUGGGGUCUGCCACUUGAUUUUCUUUCAGCACCGGCCCCUUUUUAAGGAAUAUAAAAUUCCUCCUGGAUCACUGAGGUGUUUUAAGAUGUUUACCUUUAAAAUUUUUCAUGGGGGAAAGAGUGAAUUAAUUUCUAUCUUUUAAAACAUUUUCAUAAGCCAGUAAGCAGUGAUUUAAUCAGAAAUGUUUCCAAAAUCCUUUACCUUUCUCAGGUAGCAGUUUCAACUUUGGUUUUAAUUAGGUUUUUUUUUUUCUUUUUCUUUUUAAAGAGCAAGAGAAAUGUAUCACUGUUAUUUAUAUCAAUGACAUGACAACAAGAAUUGUUUGCCAGGUCCAUUCUUCCUCCUUUUUUUAAUUGGGUAGGAAACCCAAUAUAAUAACAGUCAAUAUUUGACCAUGUGGAAUUACCAAAUUAAAACAGAAUACUAUGAGUGUAUUCGUAUUUUUUCUAUAUUGAAUAAACAAUGUAACAUAGAUACAACAUAAAUAAAAGUGGUAUGACCAGUG